Molecule: messenger RNA, 356 nt
Organism: Drosophila subpulchrella
Lineage: Eukaryota; Metazoa; Arthropoda; Insecta; Diptera; Drosophilidae
Exons: 1
Coding region: 36-212 (58 amino acids)
Source: RefSeq, a predicted model, not a curated record
CAAAACCGAUCAACACAUCCUCUGUUUCCACCAAGAUGAACCUACUCCAAUGCUUUGUGCUUUUCUUCCUGGGCCUGGUCCUCAGCGGUGUGGAUGCACAACAGGUGACCCGUCCGGUAACCGACAGGGACAAGGCCUGCGGUGAAGGGCGCUACUACAACUACGCCCGCAACAGUUGCUGGCCCGCGCCAGGAUCCUUAGUCAACGGCUAGGCACAAAGAGAUGCAGAAUGGCGUAAAAAUACUAUUUACGGACUGAAUUAAAGUUUUCUGCUCCAUUGCUUGUAUCGCAUAUGUGUCCGUUAUCCGUCCCCAUAUUUGCUUUCAAUUAAAUUACAAUUUUACUGUGGGAAUCGA